CUAGCCAAGCCCGCCGCUUUUUCUCAUCUCGGUCUGCGUCUUUCUUUUGUUUUUCCCGAGGGUUUUGAACUUCUGGAACCAGAGAAGAGGUCGGAAUUUCUCUAGAAAAUGUCUUAUUUGGGAAGAGUGAAGGGAGUUCUGGAGAUCUCCAAGUUUGGGCUGUAUGUGAGCAUUCCGAUCUUUCUUAUGUGUACUUUGGCCAACAAUACCGAAAAUAUCCAGAAAUUCAUGGGAAAUCGUUGUUAUAUAGUUUAUCCCCCGGAGGCACCAAGGCCUCAAUCACCAGAAGAGUUAAGAGAGAUGGCACGAGAAUUUGCUCGGAAGAAGAACAUUAACUAAUUCUAAGGGCUAAUUAGCCGCAAGGAGUGGUGGAAUUCUUAGGUCUAGAUGGCUGGAGGAUUUGGUGGGAUUUCUUUAGAAUGACACGCAGAGUGAUGUACAAUUGGCUGCCGCUUGGCUAUUGAUUAGUGCCAUUAAGCCCUGUGUUGGAGGAGCUCUUUUGGUCAAGAGCAGUGGUAGAAUACUAUGGAAAAACGGUUAGGUUACUUCUUGUUGGAAUGACUGGCUGGAGACUUCACGAGGAUGCCAAACCCGUAACGGGAGGAAGGCUGCAACAGUCUUCUCUCGCCCCUUGAAUGGUAUUCAAAAUCAUCAAUGAUUCUUCCUGGAUUAUUUGGGUGAAGACGCAUAUAACUGGGUAGAAAUGGUAUGCCUCUACUUAGCUGUUAAUCUUUUUUAUAUUUAGUUUAUUAGAAUCGUCAGUAUAAACAUCACUGACACAGUUCAUUGUAGCAUUUAUACAAAUGCUACUUGCAUGUAUAUAUGUAACGCACAACAACUCCAUUGCCAUUUUUAAGUUGAUAGAAAGUUUGGUUUAGGGUUUAGGUAUUGUUUC
Messenger RNA from Tripterygium wilfordii, 895 nucleotides. RefSeq lists its product as uncharacterized. Gene Ontology annotation, biological process: mitochondrial respiratory chain complex IV assembly. The record is from RefSeq and is a predicted model, not a curated record. Gene Ontology annotation, cellular component: mitochondrion. Lineage: Eukaryota; Viridiplantae; Streptophyta; Magnoliopsida; Celastrales; Celastraceae. The transcript is spliced from 3 exons. The coding region runs from base 109 to 339 and encodes 76 amino acids.